AUGAUUCUGUCGAUUGCUCUUUGUUUCUUUUACCGCUAUCGAGCCAUUCUGCCAAGCGAUCAUUGGUUUUCGUUAAAAGUGCGAACAAUUGCGAUUUUUUUUGCUGUUCUCUAUUUCUCGUAUUUAUUUCUUAUUUGGGUUGGAAUUUGGGGAUUUCAUUUCGAGCAUCCGCCAAUCGCCGCUGGACUCAACAAAUUGUUGGAGGACUAUCCCCAAUAUGCUUUUGUGGAAAAAAUCGCCGACGCUUGGAUUGCCGAUUUGAAAACACCGUUGCCGAUAUUUUCCCUUUAUCCAAAAACCCUUUUGAUUUUGCUGCUUGUCAUCGGCAUUCCGGGAAUUAUUCUUUUGGGCACAGCUUUGACACUGCAUGCGUUUCACCUGCUCAACAGUCCCAUCAUUCCGAUGAGUCCAAAAACGAGAGCACUCCACAAAAAGCUCGUCCGAGGGCUGGCGUUGCAGGUUUCCACUCCGAUGUUCUCGAUGGCAGUUCCGGGAGUGAUUGUUGUUUUCACGGUGAUCACCGAUUCGUUUUCCCAACAGUGGUUUAUCAAUGCGUUGACCUUUCUGUUCUCUCUGCACGGCGGUUUCGGAUCGUUGUCGAUCAUUUUAUUCACAGAAUCCUAUCGACAACAUACUAGGAAUUGCCUGAAAAUAGUGGCUCGCUCGAGACUGACGACUACGUACGCUUUUGUACAAAGGAAGCCCGUUCGUCUACUACCGAAAACUUGUACCUGUGGUGGUUCCAAAACCAAGCUCGUCUUAAAAAUUUAUAUCCGAUUGCGGUUCAAUAUAUAUAUGUCGCCACCAGCUAGUUCCGUUUCUUCGGAGCGUGUUUUCAGUACGUGUGGUUUGAUUUGGAAAAACAGUCGACGACAGCGGAUGGCCCCUACAACAUUGAAGUCGGCCCUUAGAGUUAGCCUUAAUCAAAAGUACAUGAAGUUAAUCUCUUUUGUAUUCGGAAACAAAUGC
Mesorhabditis belari is the source of this 969-nucleotide messenger RNA. Lineage: Eukaryota; Metazoa; Nematoda; Chromadorea; Rhabditida; Rhabditidae. The record is from the annotation of a GenBank genome assembly.